AUGGAGGAAAACGAUCAGUCACAGAAUAUCCCUUUGUUAUGUCGCAAGGGAUGUGGAUUUUAUGGCAGUCCCAGUUUCGAUGGAUUUUGUUCAAAAUGUCACCGCAGUAUGCAGGCUCAAGCUGAAAGUGCUCAGGCCGUGUCCAGAGUAACCUCUGAAUUCGAUGAUAAACUAUCUUCGGAAAGGAGUAUGAAAAUCACUGGAUCAUCCGCUGAAAAUUCUCCAAAACGUGAAUCCUCGUUGGUACCUCCUGUGACCAUUAAGAUUUCUGGCGAAUCCCAUUCAGAUUCUUCACUUAGCGUUAAACAUGAGUCUAACUUCACUUCGUCAGCCCCCGAAUUAAAUGCAGAAGCCGACGUGUCCGCUGGUGGGUUACCAGACUCCUUGAAUGAUGAUUUGAGACCGGAUAGUAAAGCGGACUCACCUGCAUCAACGUGCUCCUCUGGACCAGUUACCAAAACCAGACCACGCUGUGCCGUUUGCAAUAAACGUGUCGGUUUGACAGGUUUUUCUUGUCGCUGUGGUGGCCUAUAUUGUAGUCUGCAUCGUUAUUCUGAUGCGCACGAUUGCUCCUUUGACUAUCGAGAGUCAGGUCAAGAAGAAAUCCGUCGUUCCAAUCCCCAGAUUGUUUGCCAAAAGGUCCAGAAAAUUUGAUGUACCUAAUCUCCCCCUUAUUUAUAAAAACAUGAUCAAAAACUUUGUUGAGAUGAAUGUUUUUACCUUACAUCUGGCUCCAAUUCUUGUAUGGACAGUUACAUUUCAUGUUGGUUUCACAGUUUAACCUCCCGUGGUGUAUACUAGCGUCAGAGUUUCUGUCUACUGCACCAUCAGUUAUCACUGCAGUGUGUUGUUUUCUUUCGAGAAAAUUUGUUGCUGUUCGUCGGGCAAGACAUGUUUGACCAUCUUGCAUGAUGAACUAUAUUGCCAUUAAUUUCAUAUAAAAAUACAUCAUUUAAGUGAUGAUUACUACACAUACACUGUCCUUUAUUGGACUAUAUUGUACUCUAGUGAUCCUUUAAAUUUUACGUGUGAUGUUUAAAAUUUAUUCAAUUCAGUGAACAUUUUAUUUUAUUCUUUAAUUCAUUAUUAUUAAAGCGUGUAUUUUAGGCUGUGUUGGCAUCCUCUAAUCAGCUAAUAUUAAUUAAAUUCAUUUUGAUAUAUGUCAGAUAUCCGGAUACAUAUAUUUCUCAUGUAAACGUGUUUAUUACUAUUAUAAGUGUGCGCUUUUACACUACUGUCCUUUCAGGUUCAUGGCAGCGUAUAUUAUUAUUUCAUCAUAUUGUGACUUGCAUGAAUCUAUCUAAACUGUACCAGUAUUUGUUUCUGCUGGUUUGUACACAUAAACUUAACUUUCCCCAUCCUUUUUAUUAUGCUCAACUCGGCUGUGUUCUUUCAUCCACUUUGUGUGUAGAGCUAUUGUGUAGGCUACCGUGAAUGUCACUUUUGUGUGAUGUUUAAAAGGUUUGUCAAUUUUUUGUUUUGGCUUUUUUUGGAUGAUGAGGAGAACACGUCACACGUAACUGUGCUCGAUUGCCAGUUUUGUUGAUUAUUGCUACAAACGUUAUAAGCUAUAUUUACAUUGUACGCUUUACAUAUUGGCUUCCAUCCGUUUUCCUAUCAUUUCUUAAAGUAUACACUGUCUUGUAAUUUCCUUCUAUUCUAUUUAGCUAGUGUAUUUGGUUUCAGUCUGCUUAUUGCACAAAUAUAUUUACAUGUGCCCAUUCUCUUGUUGUAGUAUUUUUGUUUUUGGUGAGAUUUAAACUUGGGCAGCCAAUUUUCCAUCACGAAACAUCAUUAUAAGUAAGUAGUACAGUUAUCACCUUCAACAAAUAGUGGCAAUUGAUUGUUGAAGACUACUAGCGCUCUUAGUUUAACAGUGCAUAUCCAGCAUAGAAGUGAUUUCCCCUUGUGUAGACUUGAAUAAAUGGGUUAGACUUUGAUAAUUCAAUGGAGAGGAAGGAUUUCACGUCGAUUGGUAAGUUUUACCGAGCAUGUGAAUAAUACAUGCGUGUCAUUCAUUCCUAUCCAAGCUACACUUCUUACCGUGCAACUUGGUAUUCUAGAAUUGAUAUUUACUCCCUACGAGAAUAUAGUAUUUCUAUUGUUGAUAUGAUUGGAAUGACUGUAAGUAGUGUUUUUAUACUAGUAGUCUAAUGCAGAAAACUACGUCAGAUAUGGACACAUUGUAGAACACUGAAAUAAAGUUCUCACUUCAGUGAAUACAUACUAAAGAGUAAGUUGUAUAAUCGAAUUACUCAGACACAUUUGUAUCCAUUCAAUAAAUAAUCUAACGAAUGUAUUUCUUGAAGACUAUAUCUUGAGAUUCAGGUAAUACUAUUUCCUGUCAGGAUGCUCAGG
Trichobilharzia szidati is the source of this 2358-nucleotide messenger RNA. NCBI's taxonomy places the organism in Eukaryota, Metazoa, Platyhelminthes, Trematoda, Strigeidida, Schistosomatidae. The record is from the annotation of a GenBank genome assembly.